Messenger RNA from Guillardia theta CCMP2712, 2613 nucleotides. RefSeq lists its product as hypothetical. NCBI's taxonomy places the organism in Eukaryota, Cryptophyceae, Pyrenomonadales, Geminigeraceae. The record is from RefSeq and is a predicted model, not a curated record. Gene Ontology annotation, molecular function: protein N-acetylglucosaminyltransferase activity; protein binding. Gene Ontology annotation, biological process: protein O-linked glycosylation. The transcript has 19 exons. The coding region runs from base 1 to 2613 and encodes 870 amino acids.
AUGAAGCAAGCUCUGCUGCUGUCAGGAGAGGAGAACAAGACAGGAGCGGGAGGAGGAGCAGAGGAGUCGGUGUACCUGACGGAGAUGCGCGAGAGAGAAGCAGCUGACGCCCCCUGCUCUCCUCUUCCUCUUCUCUUCCCCACGUCUACUGUCGUGGAGGACGUGGAGGGAGAGGACGAGAGCGGGGAAGGUGGUCGGGUGCUAUCGCGGGUCUAUCUGCUGGACAGGGAGGACGGGGAAGGGACGAUGAUAGUGAAGCAGACGAGUGACAGAAGCUCCUUGCGUGAAGCCUUCGUCCUGCGUGAACUGAUGUUCGCCUCUCCGCGAGACCAAAGCGGAGUUCCUCUUCCCUUCCCCAUAGUGUUCGGCGACAAGCAGGCAGCUGGCUGGAGCGCCUGCGCACUCCAGAACUUCGAGGGAAGGACGCUGCUGCAGGCCAUCGAAGAAGACCCGGAGCUGUUCAAAGAGGACGGCAUGGCGUUCGACGUGAUCGACAAGCUGCUGGUGGGGCUGGGUCAGCUGCAGGCAGCGGGAGUGACUCACCGGAGGCUGACGGGAGAGAACGUGAUGCUGGUGGCUGGUGAUGUGCCGGCCAUCGUCAACUUCGACAUGGCGGUGGCGCGAGGAAUGCCGUUCGAAGCUCCUCCUCUCCCUCCCUCCCUGCAGCAGAUGUAUGCUGGAGUUGAUGGUGAGGACCUUCCUCAAGAGAGCGAUGUCUUCGCGCUGGCCUUGACGUUGGAGCAGACGAUGCCACCGAUGCGCACAACAUUUGCUCCUGUGCUGGAGGUGAUGAAGAAGAAGUGGCGCCCUGAGAGGAUAACCCACAUCCAGUCCCUCAGACUUCUACUUGGCUCCUUUAUCGAGAACAGGACCGACCUGGUAGAGUUCAGGGGAGACUACGAGCAGCAGGCGCGGCAGUUCCCGGGCAACGGAGUUCCUCCCAACAACCUCGGUUCCGUCUACUUCGACAGUCAGAUGCUCAAGGACGCCCUCGCGCUCUUCCUCGCGGCGGUUCCCCUCACCCUGCCCUUCAAGUCGGGGGCCAAGAGCAACAUAGCGGCGGUGAGGAAGAUGAUGUGUCACUGGGACCACUACGAGGAGGACGCGCGGCAUGUCAUCGACACCAUCAACGAGGGAGGGGAGGAGGUUCACAGCAUCCGCAACCUCUACGCCCUCGCCCUCAACCUCUCCAUGCACCAGCACGUCGCAAUCUCCUCCGCCGGGGCCCAUCACUCCUACAAGCGCGGGCUGAAGGAGUGGAGGCUCCUCCGCCCCUCCCUCUCCCUCCCCUCCUCCCGCCCUCACAUGGUCCUCGCCUACGUCAGCUCCGACCUCCUCACCGGCCAUGCCGUCGCAGGCAGCAUGAGGAGAGUGAUGGAGCUACACGACCAUCGCCGAUUCCAGGUCCUGCUGGUGGUGCUGCUGGUGCUGGUGGUGCUGGUGGUGGUGGUGGUGCUGGUGGUCCUGCUGGUGCUGCUGGUGCUGCUGGUGUGGGUCUACGGGGUCAAAGUCGAUCAGGCGGCUGCUGCUCUCGCUGACCCGCGACGGGCUGGUCUCGGACCCGCUCAGUUCGUUGACGCGUCACGAGCAGAGCAGAGCGAGCUCGCGCAAUGGAUCAACGACGCGGGCCCUCUCCUCUGCAACUGGAACCAGCACUUCAAGCUCGACCCUGAAUUCUUCGCUGUCUGGGUGCGCAUCCUCAUGCAGGUGCCUAAUAGCACGCUCGUUAUGCUCAAGUACCCCGAGGAGUCUGAACCUCACCUCCGUUAUGCUGCAAGAAAACAGCAGCUGGGGCUGACGGGGGAGCGGCUCAUCUUUCUGCCGAAAGCUUCUCUGACGGAGCAUCUGAUGCGCACGAGCUUCUGCGACCUCUUCCUCGACAACAGAGAGUACAACAGUGGCACGACCUGCACGGACUCCCUCUGGGCUGGCGUCCCGACCAUCAGCAUGCCAAGGAUGAAGCAUGCGGCGGUGGGAGGAAACGCGCAGCUCCUGCAAGCUCGCAACUUAGAAGAGUACGAGAGCAUGUCUGUGCUGCUCCUGCGAAAGGUGCGAUGGUGGGAGCGAGUGCAUGAAGCCAUUGUUUCGUCACGCAAUGUCUCCGUCCUCUGGGAUCCCUCGGUGUGGGUCAGAGACGUUGAGCGCGCGCUCAUGGUGGCAUGGGAAUGGCAUGUCGCCGCUGUGGAGGAAGACCCGGAGCCCUCGUCCUCAGAGGACGCGCCUCCUUCCCUUGACUCCGCUCCUCUCGUCCCGCAGCCCCCGAGCUACCGCACGGACAAGUCGAUCCGGAGAUCCGAGCUGAGGUUGGAGCAGGUGGUGCGAGUCGCAGCACAAGAGCAUGGGCGGGGGCCUUGGAAGUGUCAGCGCCACUACGGGCAUGUGGUGGUCGCCAACGUGGGAGGAGAGGAGCAGGCAGGGAGUGCGAGGAAGCAGGUUAAGGCGCAGGUCUCGCCCAGGGAUGCCGCAGGACAGGCAAGUCACUCUCCAGCCCUGUCGAGACGGGAAGAAGCGAGCAAGGGACAGGGGAAGGGAGGGAAGCAAACGACAACAAGAGGAGCUGAGAUGAAGGCAGAGGAGGUGGAGCGAGCGACAGCAUGGAUGCCUUUCAGUUGA